This is a messenger RNA of Trichophyton benhamiae CBS 112371, 915 nucleotides long. RefSeq lists its product as uncharacterized. Gene Ontology annotation, cellular component: peroxisome. The transcript is spliced from 3 exons. NCBI's taxonomy places the organism in Eukaryota, Fungi, Ascomycota, Eurotiomycetes, Onygenales, Arthrodermataceae. The record is from RefSeq and is a predicted model, not a curated record. The coding region runs from base 1 to 915 and encodes 304 amino acids.
AUGAGCGGACCAGGAGCCGGUCAUCAAUUCCCAAGCGAGGAUGUGAGUUGGAUGAAGAGAGACAUCCUCCUCUUUGCCAACAGCAUUGGAUGCACUGCGGAUGAACUCCAUUUUCUUUAUGAGGUUAUUGAUUUCUAUUCAAGCAAAGCUAGCAGAACCAUUCCAGGUGUACCUCCUCUUGAUCCCAAACGUACUGUCGAUGGCCAGAGGAGAAUGUUCUUCUACAAACCCCUUCCUGUCACUAGCGAGGGCCGCAAGUUUGAGCUACAAUCCAGGGUCAUUGGCGUGUACGAUAAGGGAAAAGUUGGCACUGUUGUGGAAAUGGAGUACUUAAUCGUUGAUAAGGAAACCGGAGAAGUAUACACAAAGAUGAUUGGAAGUGCAUUCUACAUCGGCCAGGGCAAUUGGGGCGGUCCAAAGGGGCCUACGAGCGUGAACUUCUCCCCACCCCAAGGCAAGAGCCCCGAUGCAGUCCACGAGUAUCAAACCACUGAAAACACCGCCAUGCUCUAUAGGCAAGUAUCUCUACUCCCCCUCCUGCUGGCUCUGCUUCUAACAUUGGAUACUUUCAGACUCAACGGCGACUACAACCCACUUCAUGCAGAUCCUGCACCAGGGAAGAAGAUGGGUUUUGGUGGUGUUAUAAUUCACGGCCUCUUCAGUUGGAAUAUGGCAGCCCAUGCCGUACUUGCUAAACUAGGUGGCAGUGAUCCCAAGAACAUGAAAGAGUUCCAGGCUCGAUUCGCUUCUCCAGUUCGACCUGGCGAUAAGCUUACCACGGAGAUGUGGAGGACAGGUAAAAUAGAGGAUGGGUUUGAGGAAAUCAUCUUCACCAUUAAAAAUGAUCAAGGGAAGGUUGUCUUGAGCAACGGCCGUGCUCUCGUGAGAGUCGUCGGGGCUAAGAGUAAGCUGUAG